ACUAGUUUCCAAACGAACGGUGGUUGUCUCCUUUCCAGAACAAUCUAACGCUUUCUCGAACAUCUUCUUCUUCUUCUUUCUCGAAAUUAUUUUUCCAGUAAUCAAUUUCUUCUCUUCUAGAUUUUUACAGGAACUAAUUUUCUGCUCUGAGGUAUCAGAUGAGUAGCCGAUGGAAUCGUACGAUCUACGUUGGGAAUUUGCCUGGAGAUAUUCGCAAGUGUGAGGUUGAAGAUCUCUUCUACAAGUAUGGACCAAUUGUGGACAUUGAUUUGAAGAUUCCACCGAGACCUCCUGGUUAUGCCUUUGUCGAGUUUGAAGAUCCUCGUGAUGCAGACGAUGCAAUUUAUGGACGUGAUGGUUAUGAUUUUGAUGGGUGUCGACUUCGGGUUGAGAUUGCACAUGGUGGUCGUAGAUUUUCACCAUCAGUUGAUAGGUACAGCAGCAGCUACAGUGCGAGCCGUGCACCUUCAAGACGCUCUGACUACCGCGUGCUUGUGACCGGAUUACCGCCUUCUGCUUCGUGGCAGGACCUUAAGGAUCACAUGCGCAAAGCUGGAGAUGUCUGCUUCUCUGAAGUUUUCCCUGACCGUAAAGGCAUGUCUGGGGUUGUGGAUUAUAGCAACUAUGAUGAUAUGAAGUACGCAAUAAGGAAACUUGAUGCCACUGAAUUUCGAAAUGCUUUCUCUAGUGCUUAUAUACGGGUGAGGGAAUAUGAGUCGAGGAGUGUGAGUCGAAGCCCAGAUGAUUCUAAAAGCUAUAGAAGCAGGAGUCGGAGCCGUGGUCCAAGCUGUAGCUAUAGUAGCAAGAGCAGGAGUGUGUCACCUGCUAGAUCCAUUUCCCCGCGUUCACGGCCCCUUAGUCGUUCUCGCUCGCUAUACAGCUCUGUCUCAAGGUAUGAGUGUUAGAUUUGUAUCAUUAUUAUAUAUGUAGUUACCCCUUCAUGGAUCACUUGUUCUUGCAUAGUGAACUCCUUACUAGCUUUAUUACUUACAACUAAGCACCUUUUGUUGCUUCCGUACACAGUUGAAUUUGUUUGAGUCUUUUUUCCCUCAUAGUGGACUAGUCUAUUGUCACUUGAUUUUCUUCCUUUGUUGAUGUUUUCUAUGUCAUGCAAACUCCAAUAUGGGUAAAGGUUACCUCCUUGUUUGGGAUUACCAGAGUUCCUUUUCAUUUCUUACACGUGAAUGUGUUUGUUUUUUAUGUUUUGAGUUCUUGACAGAGAUGCUCCCAUCAUAUUUAGUCCUUUUCCUUUCUCUUUGUGUCGUUCUCUUCUGGAUGUUUCCUUCUGAUAAAGCUUUACUUCUUAACUUUUUUCCAGCGACGGUGAAUUUAUUACGUAUCAAUCUUCAUUAUCCGACUUAUAAUUUAAAGAACACUUAGCUAGAUGUUUCACUUUUUGAAAAUUUAUUUCUAUCGGAAGGGGGAAGAUGGAUUUCUGAGGCAUGUCCUCGAUCAUUUACCGUGAUUACAAUUGUAUUGCGUUGUUUGUUUUCUAGAUCUGGCUCACUGCUACGAGCUGGGGAUUGGAUCUAGAUGGGUCAUCUAGAUGGAUUCUUGGACUGGAUUUACAAAGCUGGAUUAGCAUGAACUUGAACUUCUGUUUUUACGGUCUGGUCUGGUCUGGUACUCCGCGCGUAUCAGCUGUAGGAUCUGAUCGCAAAGUUUUGGACUAUGAUUACUCUGAUUCCUCAAUAUAUUUAUCUUUUUGACAAUAGUGGAUUCUGUGUUGAGUUCUUUUCUAGGACAGCAUUUAAGCUCCCGGGACUAGAUGGGAGAUGGUCAGUAAAUUUCUUUGUUAUGCCACACUUACAUGGGGUUUUUGGUCUUGCUGCAGGUCCCAAUCAAGAUCAAAAUCAAGAUCAAGAUCAAGAUCGAAUUCUCCAGUUUCACCUGUGAUAUCUGGUUGAAAAUGAAAACUGGCCACUGGCUGUACCCGAAUCGUCUCAAGCUUCUCAGGCUCCACUGCUAAUAGAAUUUGAUUCCGAUUUGGGAUUAUUAUACUGGUCUUCUUGUAUGGGACGACCAAUAUGUCUUUCUAGUUUUAGUUGUGAACCUGGAAUUGGUCUGUUAUUGUGUCAUUAAAAAGCCGGAAACUCUGUCUCGGCUGCAUAAUAAAGUUCAUCAGACAUUGUGUUGGGUGUGGUGAGGUUUUUCCAUACAUAUACAUUUACAUUACAACUACUGGUGUCUUUUAUGAUUAUCUUAAACUAAACUUGCAGUGUUAAAACUAAACUUGCUUUUGUUUUUGGAUAAGAU
Molecule: messenger RNA, 2256 nt
Organism: Arabidopsis thaliana (thale cress)
Lineage: Eukaryota; Viridiplantae; Streptophyta; Magnoliopsida; Brassicales; Brassicaceae
Gene: SR30
Product: SERINE-ARGININE PROTEIN 30
Exons: 11
Coding region: 159-905 (248 amino acids)
Cellular component (GO): nuclear speck; cytoplasm; nucleoplasm
Molecular function (GO): RNA binding; nucleic acid binding
Source: RefSeq, marked reviewed